This is a messenger RNA of Eleginops maclovinus (Patagonian blennie), 2276 nucleotides long. It is a transcript of the gene hpdl, whose product is annotated as 4-hydroxyphenylpyruvate dioxygenase-like. The record is from RefSeq and is a predicted model, not a curated record. The transcript is spliced from 5 exons. Gene Ontology annotation, molecular function: 4-hydroxyphenylpyruvate dioxygenase activity. The coding region runs from base 1 to 1338 and encodes 445 amino acids. Lineage: Eukaryota; Metazoa; Chordata; Actinopteri; Perciformes; Eleginopidae. Gene Ontology annotation, biological process: aromatic amino acid metabolic process.
AUGGCAGCUCUCUUGAACCGGCUGCACCACAUCUCUCUCCACGUUUCUAACGCGGAGAAAGUAGCUAGCGACCUUGUGUCUAAAUUCAAGUUUAGUUUGUUUGCCACCAGACUAACGGACACGUCCAGGCAGCUUGCUUUCAGGAAAGGAGGAGCUGUUUUCAUCGUGAAUGAGAGACAAACCCAGAGCGGUGUGAGUUUGAAUGAAGAGCUACGCCUUACGGAUGCAUAUCCAUGUGAUCCACACCCGGUCAACGUGGGGAAAUACCUCCAGGAUAACUCUAUAAAAUGUCUGUACGAUAUCAGCCCACAUUACCCGGUGGAUUCUGUAAGCAAUGUGUGUUUCGAGGUGGAGGAUGUGGAAAGGUCAUUCAGGGCUCUUCGCAACCUGGGCUGCAAUUUCAUGGUGCCCCCCACGACAGUUCAGGACGAGAGGGGUCCUGUCACCUACUCUGUGGUUAAAUCUAUUGUGGGAAAUGUGUGCCACACACUUAUUGACAGGACUAAAUACAUGGGGAGCUUCUUGCCAGGCUUUGAUGUCAUUGAAAAGGACUGCUUGCCAGAGGAGGACAUGUCUUGUCCAAUCACACAUUUUGAUCAUAUAACUUAUGUCUGUCCCAAGAAAGCAACCCACCAGGUCAUGAGGUGGUAUGAGAAGCUCUUUGGUUUCCAGAGGUUUUUCAUUAAAAGUAAUGAAGAUGUGGAUGAGGGUUUUGUCGUAAACCACAAGGACGUUGGACUACGUCUUACCGCCAUGGAGUACUGGAAAUGCAGCGAAGCAGGUAUCACUCUCUCCUCAGUGGACAAGAAUGAGCCUGACUGCAAGUUUGUCAUUGCAGAAUCAUUGCCUGGACAAGGCAGGAAUCAGGUUGACACCUUCUUGGAGCAGCACAGGGCCCCAGGGAUCCAGCACAUUGGGCUGUACACAGAAGAUAUUGUUUCCUCUGCAUAUGCAAUGGCUCAAGCUGGUGUCGAGUUUUUCUCCCCUCCUCAUGCCUACUACACAGAGGUUGGAAAACAGCAGGAGAUUGUGGACGCAGGACACAGUCCCCAGUUGCUGGCGCAGAAUGGCAUUCUACUGGACACAGACCUGUGCCAGGAUCCCUCACCACAGACCACAUCCAGUGAAAAGAAAAGACACCUCCUCCAGCUAUUCACCAAGCCACUCUUUGCAGAGGAUACCUUCUUCCUCGAGCUGAUAGAGCGAAGAGGGGCCACAGGUUUUGGCGAGGGGAACAUCAGGGCGCUGUGGAGGUCGGUGCAGGCGCACAUGGAGAAUCAGACAGGGGAUUCCCAAGGAGAGGGAUCCCAUAAAACUAUGCAAUCUGGCCAGUAUUAGUGAAUGUACAUGUUUCUAAAAGGGAUUUAUUUGUGUUUUUUUUAUGUGAGAGCACUUAUUUGGGGGAAGAUAUGCAGAACGCAAAAUAAUGUAAUAUAUAUUUUAGUUUUCUGUUGAUUUCAGUUUUUCAAUUAGUUACUAACGUUACAUUUUGCACUGAUAACGAGUUAAAUAUUUUUCGUUGAUAUUUAUCUUUGAUCAUGAAUGUACUGGUUAAAAAACUGCACUAUGAACAAAAUAGUACAAAAACAGAUUGUACACAUCUAUUUGAAAUGUUCCAAAAAAAUACACUUCCUGUAGCAGUUAAAGAAUAUCUUUGUUUUUACUGUGUCAAAGGAAAUCAACUGACUCACAGCAACUGUUCCUAAAUAAAUCUGUUACUCACAGAGCAGGCUGUGAAGAACAAUAACUGUCCUCAAGAUAAUGUGCUCUCUGGUUCUUAGUAUGCAGUCUGGCCACAUUUCAGAAAAUGAGCUCUUCGAAUGUGCUGUUGUAGGUCUUCUUAGGUAAACACUAGUGAGCAGAAAAGUAUGGAAAGUGUAUACUUAUGCAUAGUGCUGAAAAAUUGCUCCUAAUUAUUACAUUUUUUUACAGCUGUACUAACAAACUAAAAAAUGAUCAAGAUACAUCUUAAUAAUAUGAAAGUUAUAUUGUAAAUACAAUAUUAACAGGAUGUGUAUCUCAUAUAUAAAUGUGUUGAUGAUAAUAAUUAUAUGAUUUAAGAAUAAUGUUAUACAAUUACUGUGGCAAGUGUUACUAUUUACAUUUUUUUUAAAUGUCGAUUACCAUACUGCAUUUUGCUGAGAUUACAGUUUUUUAAUGCAUGACUUGAUGACACUGGGUACUGCUAGUUUAUUUUUCUUAAAUGUGUACAGUGGGCUUACUCUGGACUUUCCACGAGGCAGAUCCAUAAAUAAAAAAGAGUUUUUGCUCCCAGA